AUGUGGAAGCUGCAAGCUCCUCCAUAGUUUGGGGAGGUGGUGGCGUGAACCGAGCGUUGUGUUGAGCGACUGGGUCGUUCGCCUGGAAAACAACCUAUAUAAACCUAGCUCCCAACGAUUACGACAGCGGUCUAAUUUCAUACUCCUCAGACUCAACCAAAUUGUUCUCUUUCGCCGACAUGGCUCAACCUCACUUCAAAAGGACGCAUGACGUGCAGUCCUAUGCCAAGUUCUAUCAAGAAAGUGAGCGUAGACAGAUGGAGCGUGAAGAAAAGAAACGUCAACGCAAGCGCGAGGAACAGCGAAAGCAACAGCAAACAUCAAUACUCAAACCAUCGGCACUGGCAACGUCACUCGAGCGAGAUCCUAGAGCCUCAAUUGUGACAGAGAAUCAGACCUCAAGCCAUACUUCUAAUGGUCCUCCCGAUUUUCCUCUCAGUAUCGACGAACCGGACUCCAAUCUCACUGGGGCUCUCGCGACAGCCGAGUCAUACGAUGGCCCUACUAUGGGCGAUCUCGCACAUACGACGCGGCCUUUUGCCUCGAUCCUCGAGAUCGAUGGUUUUAUAGCGGAAACCGCCAAAUACACCACCCCUGAUGGAAUCAAGUCUUCGGAACACUGGUCGCCUUGUGCCUCUGUUCUUCCUCAGCUUCCCACAGGAUUGACCUCACAGCAAGUCACAGUGGCCGCUGCACAAAACAAGCAGCCUCUGGUUCCCAGUCCAGUUAGAUCUUCAACCGGACAACUCCGCCUAGCAGGUUGUGUUCCAAAUGACGUGAACGAAUGCAUUACCCAAGACAAGGCGACGAGCGAAAACGGCGACACCUGCGAAAACAUUGAGGAUGACGGCUCAGUUAACGACGACAACGGGAGCUCUGAUGAUGACGACACCGAUCGCGAGAGCUUUCUUCCGGACGGAGCCUUUCGGGAACCUCAAUUUAUAGAUCGACACCGGCCGAGGACCUUCUCAACAAGCAAGUCGGCGCCGCCCGACCCCGCGAAGAGCCCACUAUACGCACGAAGUUCUGUUUCCAAUUUCUCCAUCGAUGAUGUCGCCGUUUCACUGGAAAUAGCGGAAGAAUGUCAACCAGACAUUUUUGCGCUUCCUACCCCAUCCUCAGAUCACCCCUUCGUCUCACAGCAAGGUGGUGACGUCAUCAUCAGUCAGAGAAAACGAGGUCACGAGGCAUGCGAAGAAGGACAUGAGAGCGACGACCUUUGCCUUCCUAAGCGAAAGAGAUCACGAAAUCCCAAUGAGACGACUGCAACAAAUGCUCUUUCUGUGAGGACUUUGCGCGCACUACCUUCUCGAGUCUUGGCAGAGAAGCCAGGCAGGAGGGGCGUUCCAGCCCAGUGCGAAAGACAUAUUCGGCGCUCCUUAAGAUCAAAGCCACGGUCUCACGCCUCUGGCGCCGUGAGUUGUCAAGAUGCCCAGCCUCACCUUGACGGGCUUCCCUCACUGGACGUGGAUAAUGCGUCAAAUAGAGGGAAGCGGACGAGAACACGGCGGGGGCGAUCGCAAACUACACCCCAGGUGACUUCGCCGCGUUCGUCUCAUUCCAACCAUUCUUCAGGAAAGCCUAAUCCUCAAAAGAAUGGACGAGAUUGCCUCCCUCCUGCCGCCACCACAGUAAAUUCGUCCUCAGCCACAUGUCACACCUGUGGCUUUUCUGCAGAGCAUUUGCUGCAGAUAAGCGACACCGUCGAGGCUCUCACUCGAAGUGGUGCUGAGCUGUCUGGCAAUGCAAGGGAAUCAGACAUUCUUCGGCUGUUUCUCGGGUUCGUCAGAGAUCAUGCUACGCAGAGGCUUCCACGUAAGGCAACAAUCACUGGAAACUGCGAUGCCUAUAAUGGGAACAAUCAAGAACAGAUACGGGAAGCAACUGUGGGGCUACCAAACUCCGAGACAGUCAAAGAUGACGAAAGCUCAGAUGGCAACUCUGAAGACAGCGACGUAGUAGCAGGGACAUCGCUUUUUCUUCUUCUUUAUAUGUGUAUACCGCGGUUACUUAUAAUACACACAUAAUGAAGACGCGGUUUUGCUUAUUACUCAAAUCCCAGGAUUUCUGAUUAUAGGCAGAUGUUUUUUCCUCGAAAUACUAAUAUUGGACGGUUGCUCUGAAACGGCUCACUAGAUGAAGUGUAUAUAAGGUGUUUUUGCGAACCCCUUUGCGUGAUAAGGACAUGACACCAUGUCUGAAAGAAAUGCCCGGAGGACUAUCUGGUUUUGUAGAUCUCGUCAGAGACCAUGGCUCAGGAAAAGGCCUUACCUCAGACGCCUGCUAGUUUGGGAUUCAAUCUGGGCAGCGACGAGGGUUCAUACCUCUGUUUCGUAAGUUGAAAGGUGGCACGGCCGAUUGCAAUGAU
Colletotrichum acutatum is the source of this 2368-nucleotide messenger RNA. RefSeq lists its product as uncharacterized. The record is from RefSeq and is a predicted model, not a curated record. The transcript has 3 exons. Bases 180 to 2027 code for a protein of 615 amino acids. Lineage: Eukaryota; Fungi; Ascomycota; Sordariomycetes; Glomerellales; Glomerellaceae.